UCCUGUUCGCUCUUUUAAAGGCACAACACUGUGUUGAGAACAACAAAAAAACUGCUUCUGCCUUUUGGAACAGUGCCAUUAUUUGGUGUGAACAUGAAUCCUGAAUACGACUACCUAUUCAAGCUUCUGCUGAUUGGAGACUCUGGCGUGGGGAAGUCAUGUCUGCUGUUGCGUUUUGCUGACGACACCUAUACUGAAAGCUACAUCAGCACGAUAGGGGUUGACUUCAAAAUCAGGACUAUUGAAAUGGACAGCAAGAUAGUUAAACUGCAAAUUUGGGAUACAGCUGGCCAGGAGAGAUUUCGCACUAUUACCUCCAGCUAUUACAGAGGUGCCCAUGGGAUUAUCAUUGUAUAUGAUGUUACUGACCAGGAGUCCUUCAACAAUGUGAAGCAAUGGUUGGAGGAGAUUGAUCGCUAUGCAUGUGAAAAUGUCUCGAAGUUGCUGGUGGGGAACAAAAGUGAUUUAACAUCAAAAAAGGUGGUGGACUUCACGACAGCAAAGGAAUUUGCUGAGACACUUAAAAUCCCAUUCCUUGAGACAAGUGCAAAGAAUGCAAGCAAUGUGGAGAAGGCAUUUUUAACAAUGGCCUCUGAAAUCCAGAAGCGAGUCGUGGAAGACAGCAUUCAGAACGAGACAGUCAAAGUGGGAAAAAUCAAUAGUGCUCCUCUGUGGCAUGGAGCUCAGAAAGCAACGGCUGAGGAGGUCAACACCUGCUGUUAGUGCUAAUAGACUUAACAUGGAGUAUGUUCAGGGGAUUUGCAUAUUUAAAAAGAAUAUUUUGUGGACUAAUGGUAUUUCACAGUUUAUAUUGACUGAUGUUUUAUGUCUCAUUAUGGACGAAUAUGCUAUAAACCUCCUCACUGUGUUGCAUAUUGUUUUAAAGUGUCAGAUUAAUCAAGUAUAGUAACAAUGGUGGGUCAAUGAGGGACACAGUUAUUUAGCAAAAACAUUAUUUUAAAGAGUGAAAUAUUAGUUUAUUGUUUAUAAAUAACUAAAACACUAGUUAGGUAUAGUAUUCAGUAAUAUCAGUUAGGUAUAUUACGAGGCAUGGUAGUGAGAAAACCCAUAUUAGAUUAUUCUAAUGGAUUUGGACAUUUAAUAUAUAUAUUUACCCCCUUACUCUAGAUCCCUGUAACAUCUUAAACUGCGAGGUCCCAUCAGCAGGUCCAGAUUUCUAUUCCACACUCUCAUAGCUACAUACAUUUUCUAUUAGUUUCACUGUAGUCAAUGAAUAAUGUUUUAUUUAUGAUACUGUAAAUAACCAAGACUUUGAGGUUAAAUAAGAAAUGGUGAUUUUGAGUCCAAAGUCUACUAGUGGUUUUUAUAAUAAAAACAAAUUUUGCAUUUGUCAGUAUAAGCAGUGUAAAAUACCAUUCAUCAGAAUGAGAACCAAACAGAACAAUAACACAUUUUAGAAAGAACAAGACGAUCCUCUGAUCACGUGGGCCACUGUAAUGUAUAUUAGAGCAAUGUACUUUUUUUUCUACAAAAUAUUCUAAUCUUCAAAAGAUUGAUAGGGUUAUGUGGGGAUACUUAAGUAGAUAUUUUGUGAUUUGUCUCGUAUUGGAUAACCCAAAAAUAAUAAUAAAUUUAAUAAAAAUGAAUGAUUGUUCUGGACAUUCAUUUUUUGCUACCAGAUUUGAGCCUAGUAAGAGGCAAACAAACAAAAAAUGUAAGAUGCACAAAGUUGUGUUGCUCUGAAUUUUUUUUUUCCUUUUCCAGUGGUUGAGUUCACAAUUCACACAGAACUCCUGAUA
Pangasianodon hypophthalmus (striped catfish) is the source of this 1760-nucleotide messenger RNA. RefSeq lists its product as uncharacterized. The transcript has 6 exons. Bases 94 to 723 code for a protein of 209 amino acids. The record is from RefSeq and is a predicted model, not a curated record. Gene Ontology annotation, molecular function: GTPase activity; GTP binding. Lineage: Eukaryota; Metazoa; Chordata; Actinopteri; Siluriformes; Pangasiidae.